Babjeviella inositovora NRRL Y-12698 is the source of this 3109-nucleotide messenger RNA. RefSeq lists its product as uncharacterized. The record is from RefSeq and is a predicted model, not a curated record. Bases 52 to 2694 code for a protein of 880 amino acids. Lineage: Eukaryota; Fungi; Ascomycota; Pichiomycetes; Serinales. The transcript has a single exon.
GAAUUUUCCAUACCCUCGCCAAAACAACCCCCACCACUCACAACCCCAUUCAUGCUACGUUUCCAGCCGUUGGUGGUCUUUAGAAACAGCUUCAAUCCCUCUGUCCAGCUUCGACUCCUAGUUACGGCACAGAGUUCCCGCUACGUCCUCCAGAAAGCUGCCAGAUACAAUGCCAAAACCGCUGCCAAACCGGAAGUUCCGCCAUAUAUAUCCCAAACUCCGGUAAAUGGCACCACAAUAGCUAUAAAAAUCCCGCGUAACCAGUGGCUCGCGGUGCUAGGCUCCCAGGGAAGCUUCCUCCGAGACCUCGAGACCCAGUUUGGCGUGGCUUUCACGGCCGAUGCUGACCCCGACGGCUACGCUUUGCAAAUCAUUCAUCCGGACAACCAGGUGUGUGAGGAGGUGUUACACGCGCUCGAAGAGCGAGUGGAAGGUCUUGCCACCCCCCACGUUUUCCCACUCGCCACGUAUCGGUUAGCGGAGGUGCUCGAGAUCCAGCGCGCGCGCGUACUCGCGAUCCAGCGUCGCACAAACACGAAUAUCGUUAUCGAUGCGCGUCUCGGUGCCAAGUACGCCGCCUGUCGCAUCUACACGCCCAACGCUGCCGUGGCUGGCCGUGCCUUCAGACAGCUCAAGGCGUGCAUCAGACGCGUCGCCUUCCGCACCUUCCAGGUCUCUGAGGAGUACGUGCGGCCGUUGUGUGCUCUCGCGUCGAAAAUCGAGCUCCAGACAGGUACGAGAAUUUGCAUAAUCGACCGGCAGCAGUCCUGGGAUCCGCGCGGGACCCGUGCCUGCGUCAUCCACGACACCGCCGUGCACAACGAGAACGGCGCCAUUGAGCAGGCCGCGGAAUUGCUCCGCCGAUGCAUCGCGGAGUUGAAGGAACACAAACGCGUAGUCGUGGUAGACGCGAGUCAUGCAUUCAUUGUGCCGUGCGCAUACUUGCGCGAGCUCGAGGAUUUCACGGGCACAACGAUCUUGGCGCCCGACUCACAGAGCCCGUUUAUUCGCAUCUACGGACUUGAACCCACAGCGAUAAACGCCGCGUGGGACGCGCUCACGUGGCGUUUGCGCGUCUAUCCACAGCACACGGUGGCCCUCGACUUGAACUCUGACGAACAACACUUCUUGCGGCUCUACCUGAGCCUGGACGGCACAUAUCCUGUCGACUGGAACGGUCCGCGCAUCCACCUUCGUAGCCCCAUGCGCGCCGCGCCGUUUGAACGGUUGAUUCGCAUGCAUGCCGCGAAUAAGCUCGUGUACGACGUGCCUGUGGGAGACGCGCAACUUAUAGCGAUGUUCGCGACUACCGCCGCGGUCGCGCGCCAUCACGCGCAUGUCCAGCGCGUCACAGAGCGCGCCAAUGCCGUUUUAGACUGUGAGUCUUCUCGAAUCACGGUCUUCGGUGCAACAAUGGAUGCGUCGCGGGAAACACUCACGCUGUUCUGCGAGUCCCAAGCGCGACUCAUACGGCUGUGUUUCGCCGCGCGCGUCCCGGCCGCCGCACGCGCAGCCCUACAGUCCUCGUACUCCACCAAAGAAACGAAUGCCGCAGGCUUCAUGUUUUGGCAGGACUCAACAAUCUGUUUGCACUUUCCUGAGUCCUUUAGAGAUGACGGGAUCAUCUAUGUCAUGGGUGAAGACGUGGGAUCCGUGAAAGCGAAGGCUGAGCUUGAACGUAAGGUUUUGCAGUUGGCUCGUCAAAGUGGGUCUGUUGAGAAGGUUGAAAUUUUGCCCCGCGAUUUCCAAACUAAAGUGGAUGCCAGCAGCUUGAGUAUCCCAGAAGCCAAAGAUGUGAUCGAAGAUAUGAAGGCGGAAAGGAUUGAUGUGACGACAGAAAACGAACCAAUUGAACUUGUCUCUCACGUUAUCCCGCCUCAUUUGCACGAAAUUCUCGCUAAAGAAGCUGGUGUCAUUGAGUACGUGACGAAAACCUGGAUCACAGACGGACCUACCUUCCAAAUUUCUGGCGUUUUGCCAAACGUGGAUAAGGCCAGUGAAAUGUUAACCGCCGCGGCUGAAGCCUUAGAAGGCAAUGCCCAAACCGUCUCUAUUCCUGCAGAGCACCACUCCUUGCUUUCCCCAACAUUACUUGAAAAGGUGAAAGCGUACACCCAGACAGCGAUUCUCUCGUCUGAGAUCUCAUCGAACCAAACCGAUAUUACUGUCUACGGCUCCGAUGCUGUAAACGUUGAGUUGGCCAUUGCGAUGAUUAGAAAUUUCAUUGCCUUCCAAGGUACUCUGCUUAGGUUCCAGAUUGAAAGCAGUAUGUUGGGUGUUGUCACGGGUGGUGAUUUGACCAUCGAGGGCAUUGAGAAAGCCACCGGUACGCUUAUUACCUUUCAGACCGAUGACCAACUCAGCACCGUUACAGUGUACGGUAAGGACCGCAACUCGGUAAACUCUGCUGUUGGUAAGCUAACGACGCAUUGGGACGUGAAUUUGAACAACCGCGAAGUUUGUCGACUUCCAGUCCUGCUCAGUGACUCGUUGUUGAAUGAAAGCACCUUGUACCAGCUCAAACAGUUGUUCAAAGUUUCGGUCAGAGUGGUCAAGACUCGCAACUCCCAAGACGACUUGUGGUUCUUGUAUAGCGACGAUGUGAAGGCUUUGAGAAAGGUAAGGAGCUACUUGGCUGAUCUUGCAAAGGGACGCGGAGAGGUGAUUUCCCCGCCCCUUGGCCAUGCUUUCUAGGGAACUGAAAAGAGCCCGUUCAUCCUCUUAGCACUCUUUCUACGUGGUUGAAAUAGAUCCGUUCUCCGUUGUCUCCUCUUGCAUUGCUGUGUUGAUACAGCACCUUUUGUACAUAGAUUGACCCAUUCCGGGACUAAUAUACUUGAUGGUUAGUCAAAGUCAUGACCGGUGGUUUUUGGUUACUAGCGUGAGUAGCUGAUAGAGGCUAAAUGAAGUACCUGGAUAAUUUUCGUUCUAAAACGCUGGAAGGUGCCACGCUUGUGACAUAUCUCCUGGGAAGACUCUGAUGGUCUUUAACAAUCCUUGAGGCUGAAAGGUGCAAAAAUGGACGAGUCAGGAGUCGAACCCGAGACCUUUCACAUGCUAAGCGAACGCGCUACCAACUACGCCACACGCCCAAUACUGCGCGGUGAGU